AUGUACGAGUCCACUCCAUCGUCGUUGGGUCUUCACCGUCUGAGCAGGCAGAGCCUCCAGAAACGAUACGAGUCUGAUGAAGAAGAUGUAUCCGAAUCUGAUGCUGGUGGCCACGACUUUGUGCCUUCGCCUGUAGGCUCCCAGCGAGCCACAACCUUCGAUUCUGACCUGAGCGCCGAUGAGGCUUCUCAUGAUGACCCUGACUCUGAUAGAGAAGAGCAUCUGCUGGCUCCGGAUCCUCUCUCAGCAGGCAAAUGCCAACGUCCGGUGUCCAUGGACACUCUCAAGCGCAAUAGCGCUGCUACAUUUGGAGACAAUACCUAUGUCUUCGAUCUCGAGGAUGAUAUGGUCCUUGAGCUUCCUUCACCAGAUAGUACGCCAUCUCUCGCUUCCAGCCUCUUCUUGAAGCCUUCGAUAUAUGUGCCGCCGACUUCAACACCGGAUCUCAAGUCUCGAUCCCGCUCUGCAUCCCCGUCAUCAAUUUUCUCAGUGGAACAUGCCGAGGUUCAAACGGCCAAGAAGGUCACAAUGAAGGAGCCACCAACCCGUCCAACCCUGGUUUUCAUCAACUCCUUGGGACCACGCUCAAAGGCUCCCAAAUCACGACCCAACCAGCCUCGCACUCGGGGUAACCCUCGUGAUCGUGAGUCCCGCAUCUUCAUGCCGAGAACCGAGAGUACUCUCGAAGUGCCCCGUCUGAUAGAAGCCUUUCCAUCGCCACGAGAACUCGAGGGUAAGGUCUCAUCAGAGCGAAAUGGCUCUACCAGCUCCACACCCUCAAUGACACCUCUCAUGGAAGACGAAAUAACGCCCGGUGCCACAAUUGGACGAGUAUCUGAGAUACCCGUCCUCCCAUACAUCCCUCCUUCACCACGCGUACGACCACAAUCAAUGUAUCGCCCACGACCACGAACACCAGCCUCCGACAAACCCUUCCCACCACCCUCAACCCGUCAACGUCGACCCACAGAACCCAACCUCCGCCCCGUCUCAGUUCGCAGCAACAGUAACAGCAGCAUGCCAUCAUUCUACUCCCGCCCAAGCUCUCCCUCCCGAGAAGAUAUUCGACCAGGCUAUAUAGCAGACUAUUCAGACGCAGCCUCACUCACACGAACCUGCAGCCCAGUCUCAAUAGCCUCAUCACCAGGAACUUGCCAAUCACUCCACAACAACGGCCACUCCUCAAAGCACAGCGUCUCAAACAUCCUAGCCCACCGCUCUCCAAUGAUGCGCCGGAUGACCCGGAAACACUCCGCGUCGUCCAGUGUCUCCCUGAGCAGUCUCCGCUCCGAAAUGGAUACUGCCCCCACAAGCAACUUCGGAGCCUCAUCCACUCAACCCGUCCUCAGUCCCACACCGUAUGAUCCUCGCAUCGUGCGUAAAUCAAGCCAGCGCCGACACGGUCGUCAUAAUAGCUCCGCUCAUGCUGGGAAGGGCUUUAUGGGAUUGAAGUUCGGAAAGAGGUCUUUUACCAAGGCUUGA
Molecule: messenger RNA, 1482 nt
Organism: Penicillium cosmopolitanum
Lineage: Eukaryota; Fungi; Ascomycota; Eurotiomycetes; Eurotiales; Aspergillaceae
Exons: 1
Coding region: 1-1482 (493 amino acids)
Source: RefSeq, a predicted model, not a curated record